AUGGCGCUCGAUACCUUCUUCCACAACAAGAUCGAGUCGAUGAAGCUGGAGAUUAUACAGGGACAGGCCAAGCUACGACGACUGGAAGCCCAGCGAAAUGACUACAACUCGAGGGUGCGGUUACUCCGCGAGGAGCUUGGCCUUCUGCAGCAGCCAGGGUCCUACGUCGGCGAGGUGGUCAAGGUCAUGGGCACGAAGAAGGUGCUCGUCAAGGUUCACCCAGAGGGCAAAUACGUCGUCGACGUGGCCGACAGCGUGGACCUCAGCAAACUCACCCCGGGCAAGCGCGUUACACUGCUCAGCGACUCUUACAAACUCGAGAAGCUACUGCCAUCCUCGGUCGACCCGCUCGUCUCCCUCAUGAUGGUCGAGAAGGUGCCCGACAGCACAUACGACAUGAUUGGUGGUCUGGACCAGCAGAUCAAGGAAAUCAAGGAGGUCAUUGAGCUGGGUCUGCAACACCCCGAGCUCUUCGAAUCGCUCGGUAUCGCACAGCCCAAGGGUGUCCUGCUCUACGGCCCGCCCGGAACAGGAAAGACACUGCUCGCCCGUGCCGUCGCGCAUCACGCUGACUGCAAGUUCAUCCGAGUCUCUGGAAGCGAACUGGUGCAAAAGUACAUUGGAGAGGGUAGUCGAAUGGUCCGAGAGCUAUUCAUCAUGGCACGAGAACAUGCGCCCAGCAUCAUCUUCAUGGACGAAAUCGACAGUAUUGGAUCCAGCCGAGUCGAAGGCAGCUCAGGCGGAGAUUCCGAAGUGCAGCGAACCAUGUUGGAGCUGUUGAACCAGUUGGACGGUUUCGAGCCUACGAAGAACAUCAAGAUCAUCAUGGCAACCAAUCGCCUGGAUAUUCUUGACCCUGCUCUGCUGCGACCUGGCCGUAUCGACCGGAAGAUCGAAUUCCCACCGCCAACUGUCGAGGCGCGUGCCGACAUCUUGCGCAUCCACUCGAGGAGCAUGAACCUGACUCGUGGAAUCAACCUCAACAAAAUUGCGGAGAAGAUGAACGGGUGCUCUGGUGCUGAGCUGAAGGGUGUUUGCACAGAGGCGGGUAUGUUUGCCCUCAGAGAAAGGAGAGUGCACGUCACACAGGAGGACUUCGACCUUGCGACGGCCAAGGUACUCAACAAGCACGACGACAAGGCUACCAGCUUGAGCAAGCUGUGGAAGUAG
Molecule: messenger RNA, 1170 nt
Organism: Dothidotthia symphoricarpi CBS 119687
Lineage: Eukaryota; Fungi; Ascomycota; Dothideomycetes; Pleosporales; Dothidotthiaceae
Product: 26S protease regulatory subunit 8
Exons: 2
Coding region: 1-1170 (389 amino acids)
Biological process (GO): proteasome-mediated ubiquitin-dependent protein catabolic process
Cellular component (GO): proteasome regulatory particle, base subcomplex
Molecular function (GO): ATP binding; ATP hydrolysis activity; proteasome-activating activity
Source: RefSeq, a predicted model, not a curated record